AUGGCUAAGCGUCUAUUCGGAGCAACUCCUCGUAUUCUCUACUCACACACAACCAUCGCCUUUACAAGACGGAUCCUCGCACGCCCUGUGUCGACGCUCCCGGAAAUGCCUGAGCCUUGUGAUUUGUUCGACUACACGUCAGGACGAUGGAUCUAUAAUGACAAUUUGAGACAACGCGAGAGAAGACGAGUUUUCAACAUCUCUGAACUUAAGCGCCUUGCUGCCCUAGCUGUACAGCAGAAAAAAGCCGAUGUGAUCGAAUUCAAAAAACUUGCCGAGGGGGGCUUCAAUCGAAGUUUUCUGAUCACCAUGAGAGAUGGUUACCAAUUUGUUGCACGAAUUCCAUAUCCGGCUACCGAACCAAAAUACCUAGUGGUCGCGAGUGAAGUCGCAACGUUGGAUUUUCUACGUGCUCAUGGUAUCCCAGUACCGAAGGUUUUUGACUACUCCGCUGUUGCAGACAAUAGUGCGGGUACAGAAUACAUCUUCCUGGAGUAUGUCCAAGGAAAAAAUCUAGGGGAUGUUUGGUAUAGCUUGUCUGAACUUGAAAGAAGAGAAUUGGUUGCAAGAAUCGUGCAGCUAGAGUACCGUUUAUUCAGCUUGCGGUUUCCAGCAAGCGGAAGUCUCUACUACUGCAAUGAUUUGCCAGAUAAUUACCCCCGUGUCAAUUUUCCAAGCCCAGAAUCGACCCAACGCUUCUGCAUCGGUCCUGAUACUUCGCUACGGUUGUGGUAUGGCAAGAGACUUAACUUGUCUGUUGAGCGCGGACCUUACCGAGAUCCUUUGGCAGUUCUUACUGCCGGUGCCGAAAAAGAGAUGGCUUAUCUUGAGAAGUUCGGGCGACCUCUUCAGCCAUUCCAGCGACUUCGCCGGGAGGUUUACGACUACCAGCCUCAGUCCCAUUUGGAACAUGCUGUGGCUCUUAAAAAAUACCUUCAAAUUGCACCUUACCUUAUUCCACAUGACUGCCCGGACCUUCAUCGCCCAGCCAUACGGCACCCCGAUCUUCAACCAAACAACAUAUUUAUCACUGAUGACAUGGAAGUCAAGGGGUUAAUUGAUUGGCAACACAGCACGAUUUUGCCAUUAUUUUUGCAGUGUGGUAUUCCAGAGAGUCUACAAAAUUAUGGCGACGAGAUCUCAGAAUCACUACAAUUUCCGACUUUGCCGAACAAUUUCGAUGAAUUGGAAGAAAUAGAGCAAUUUCAGCAAGCAGAACUCCUGCGCAGGCGUCAGCUCCACUAUUAUUAUGUCAAGCUGACAGCAGAAAGAAAUCCUGAGCAUUACGAGGCCCUGACUCUUCAUUUAAGUACCUUGAGGCAGCGGCUUUUCCAUCAUGCAAGUGACCCUUGGGAGGGUGACAAUAUGACCUUGACAGCCGAUUUAAUUGCACUGUCUAGGAAGUGGACAGACUUGACUCGAGAUGCGAGGACACCUUGUCCGAUUUCUUUUUCAGACGACGAAUUGACCGAAUGUCUACGGCUGGAUCGCGCACAAUCUGAAGCAGACGAGCAAUUCCAUGCUUGCCAAGAAGCGAUUGGCGUUGGGCAUGAGGGCUGGGUGCCCCUAGCAAACUACGAUGAGGCGAAAAGAAACGAAAGAAAACUGAAAGUAGACGCUCUUGAUGCUGCCGAAACAGAAGAGGAGAAAACAAGAAUCCAAGAAAACUGGAUUUUUGACGACUUUUGUGAGGAAGAAUACAUGUAA
This is a messenger RNA of Penicillium atrosanguineum, 1707 nucleotides long. RefSeq lists its product as uncharacterized. The coding region runs from base 1 to 1707 and encodes 568 amino acids. Gene Ontology annotation, cellular component: mitochondrion. The transcript has 3 exons. The record is from RefSeq and is a predicted model, not a curated record. NCBI's taxonomy places the organism in Eukaryota, Fungi, Ascomycota, Eurotiomycetes, Eurotiales, Aspergillaceae.